AUGAGUUCUUCGUCUCAUCAGCCCCCUGAUACUCCAAGACCUUCCGGGACUCCAAUUCCUGGCCCCCAAACUAUUCUCGCCACCGCAACUCCACGUCCUCCUGCACGUACCCCUAACACUCCAAGACCUUCCGGGACUCGAAUUCCUAGCCCCCAAUCUAUUUUCGCCACCGCAACUCCACGUCCUCCUGCACAUCCCACCAACACUCCAAGACCUUCCGGGACUCGAAUUCCUGGCCCCCAAUCUAUUUUCGCCACCGCAACUCCACGUCCUCCUGCACAUCCCACCAACACUCCAAGACCUUCCGGGACUCGAAUUCCUGGCCCCCAAUCUAUUUUCGCCACCGCAACUCCACGUCCUCCUGCACAUCCCCCUAACACUCCAAGACCUUCCGGGACUCCAAUUCCUGGCCCCCAGUCUAUUUUCGCCACCGCAACUCCAUGUCCUCCUACACAUCCCCCUAACACUCCAAGACCUUCCGGGACUCGAAUUCCUGGCCCCCAAUCUAUUUUCUCCACCGCAACUCCACGUCCUCCUGCACAUCCCCCGAACCCUCCGACACCUUCAGGGACCCGAAUCCCGGCCACACAGGAUAUCUUCUCCCCAAGGCCAGCUCCUUCUACCAAGAACUACAUCGAGCCUUCCUCUUUCAUUACCUUCCUCUUGGUCGCCCAGAAUUCAUACUACGCCUCCGGAUUUGGUGGUUCAAAGAAUUAUAUGGUUGUUAACCAUACAAGUCUAGUUGAUGUUUACAUAUGCGCAGCUCAGCCCCUUAUUCUAUUGUCUUAUGUCUUCUCUUUCCUGCGAGCUGAAUGGAUACUGAUUCUCGCUCUUUUGAUAGAUAGAAGGCCAGCAUUAGCACUCCACUCAAUUAUGUGCAAGUGCUAUAGGGGAGGAGGAGCUGAAGCUCACGCGGGUGGGUGUGGAAGAGGAGGUGGUGGUGCUGGAGCUGGAGGGUACGGUGAUGGAUGGCGCUGCAGGAGUUUUGGUGCAGAAAGCGGUAGAAGAGGCGGGGCUGGUGGCGGCAGAGAAAAUGGAGGAGGAUAUGGAGGUGGCGGAGGAGCUGGUGCAGCUGGUGGGGCACAUGGAGGUGCCAUGGCAGUGGAGGAAGAGCCGGCAGAGGAUCUGCUGGAGGUGGCGGUGACGGUGGCGGUGGGCAUGGUGAUGAGUAUGGAGCUGGUGGCGGAAGAGGUGAAGGAGGUGGCUAUAGUGGAUAUUAUCCCUGAGCUGCUUACAUUUCAUUACAGCUAA
Messenger RNA from Neltuma alba, 1251 nucleotides. RefSeq names its product MHC class II regulatory factor RFX1-like. Bases 1 to 1251 code for a protein of 416 amino acids. The record is from RefSeq and is a predicted model, not a curated record. NCBI's taxonomy places the organism in Eukaryota, Viridiplantae, Streptophyta, Magnoliopsida, Fabales, Fabaceae. The transcript has 3 exons.